AUGUCGGACGAUGAGUACUACGAAGGCGAUGGUGAUUAUGUAGAUGGUUAUGAUGACAAUGAAGGUGGUGGAUAUGAUGACAACGAUGGUGGUGGAUACGAUGGUGACAAUCAAGAAUAUUACGGUGACCAAGGAGGCUACGAACAAGAAGAGUUUGGUGGUUACGAAGAUGAGAAUCCACCAGAAGAAGACCAGCAAGUUGAGUAUAAUGAAGCCUAUAAUGAGCCAGAAGAUGAAGGUUAUCAACAACAAGAAGAAGAGCAACCUCAAGAAGAGCAGGCAUACCAUCAAGAGUCCAACUAUGCUGAUGUGGAGCAACCUCACAGUACUGGAGGGGGAUUGGAGUUUGGAGGGUUUGUCAAGGAUGCUAUGGACGGAUUUGGGGGAGGAUCUAUUCAUGAUGUGGUAGAUUCUAUUCAGAACAUUGCUGGAGGCAGUGGAGGUGAGUCAUAUUGUACUAAAAGUUUGGGUUUAGAAGAUCUUACUUUUUACCGUAUGUCGUGUAUACAAAACUGCACACUGAAAUGCUAUUACUUGUAUAUAUCAAGUAAUACUUCACGCUAACAAUUGUAAGAUAAUAUAAUUCUAGGUUUGACGAACAUUUUGGCUAGCGGCGGAUUGGAGACUAUUGCAGCUGGACUGAUCGCUACAGCAGCCCACAAGUUCUUCAAUGUAAACCCGGAGACCGGUCGUAUAAUUGGAGCGAUUGCCGGUAAUGUCAUCUUUCAGUUGGGAGGUAAACACAACAGUCUCAGCGACAUUGGCAAGAUUGUGUUGGAUAACAUUGUCAGCGGAAAGUAUAAGAGAAAGGUAUGUUUCUACAUUCAUUAUCUGUUACUGACCAUUUUUAUAAGAUAAGUAUAUAAAGAAAUUGAUUUUAAAAUAUUGUAAUGUUCAGGUUGACCCCUUCAUCUCGCCAACACCUGGAGUCAAGAGCUUCAACCUAGACUUUAACACGGAGCGUCAACGGUGUUUGGCCGAAAAACGUCUGUUUGAAGAUCCAGAGUUCCCGGCUAACGAAUCCAGCUUGUACUUUAGCCAGAGGCCUAAGAUGAGUAUCGAAUGGAAGAGACCAGCGGUAAGUAAAAUACGAAGCUUUAAAUAUUAUUUCACACUGACAUAUUAUGAUUUAUAAAGAGACAUAAAUUUAUGCAAAUUUGUUUUAAAACAUAUUUAAAAUAAUAUUCCUAAACAUAAAGAUUCCAGGAAAUAGUGAAUGACCCCCAACUGAUCGUUGGAGGUGAAUCCAGAUUCGAUGUAAAGCAAGGAGCUCUUGGAGAUUGUUGGCUUCUAGCUGCUACUGCCAACCUUACCCUACGCGAGGAACUCUUCUACCGUGUAGUUCCUCCAGAUCAAAGUUUCACCGAAAACUACGCUGGCAUCUUCCAUUUCCAAUUCUGGAGAUACGGUAAAUGGGUGGAUGUUGUUGUAGAUGACCUUCUUCCUACCCACAACGGAGAAUUGGUCUACAUGCAUUCCCAAGAUCACAAUGAAUUCUGGAGUGCAUUGUUGGAGAAGGCGUAUGCUAAACUCUAUGGAUCCUAUGAGGCCUUGAAGGGAGGAUUCACAUCUGAUGCCAUGGAAGACUUUACUGGCGGGCUGAUUGAAGAUUAUGACAUUAAAGAGUUGCCUAAGGAACACCUGUUAGCUUUGAUGGUGCGAGGAUUCCAAAUGGGAUCUUUGUUUGGUUGCAGUAUUGACGUAAGUCUUUUAACUAUACUUUAUAUCCAAAACGUUGAUCAACGAUAUACUAUGUUAUUCUUUGUAGGCUGAUCCAGAAGUCACGGAAGCGCGCUGUGACAAUGGUCUAGUACGAGGUCACGCCUACAGUAUCACAGCCCUACAGACCGUAUCUGGCCCUCGUGGAAUGACUCCAAUACUGAGAGUUAGAAACCCAUGGGGAAAUGAUACGGAAUGGAAUGGAGCAUGGUGCGAUGGUGCUCCAGAAUGGGACUACGUCAGCUACGAAGACCGACACAAGAUGCAGGUCGUAUUCAAGGCUGACGGUGAAUUCUGGAUGAGUUUCGACGAUUUCGUGAGGAAUUUCGAGAAGCUAGAACAAUGUAAUCUGGGUCCGGCUGUCAUGAACGAAAUCGCCGAAAUGACUGGCGUAGCUCAGGUGGCAGAUUCAGCUUGGACUGAGUUCCAGGCGGAUGGACAAUGGUUAUCAGCACAGGGUACUGCUGGAGGGUGCAAAAAUAAUCGUAAGUUCUUAAAAUUGCCUUUUUUGUGUUUUUGUAAUGUGUUACAGCUAGAACAUCUCCAAAAACAAAAGUUAAAACAAUUAUUUCAGCUUCCUACCCCAACAAUCCUCAAUAUGGUGCUAAACUCAGUGUUGGAACAAACACUGUAGAAGCUGACGGCAAAGCUACCGUCAUCGUAGCCCUGCUACAGAAGUAUCGCCGUGAACUUCGAGUAUCUGGAUUAGACAACCUUGCCAUUGGAUUUGCUGUUUACGAGCUUCCAAGUCCAAGAAGACAACAGGAAGAUUACCUUAAGCAUGCCCAUACGAUAGCAAAGAACCCUGUAUUUAUAAACAGCCGAGAAGUUACGGCAAGGUUCAGAGUUCCACCAGGAGAGUAUCUUAUCAUACCAUCUACUUUCGAACCAAAUGAAGACGCGGAGUUCUUGCUAAGAAUAUACACAAGUGGACAAGUGGAAGCUGGGUAA
Messenger RNA from Bursaphelenchus okinawaensis, 2670 nucleotides. NCBI's taxonomy places the organism in Eukaryota, Metazoa, Nematoda, Chromadorea, Rhabditida, Aphelenchoididae. The record is from the annotation of a GenBank genome assembly.